GAAGACAGAAGUUAGGGUGGGACACAGUCUGGGAAAAAGCAACAGGUUUUUCCUCCCACAGCCUGACUGUGCCACCAAGCGGACACUUCCAGCAGCCGGUGUCGGUCAUUCCGGCCAAAGUUGUCUCUCGGGCUAUUGUGCUGAAUAAAAAAAGGAGACUUUGUUUUCUUAUCGAGAUGCUUCCCGGAUCACGAUGUGGCAUGGAUUAAAGUUGUCGGAGUGCGAGCAGCAGCUGUGCGUGAGGAGAGCAGGGAGGCGGUGAGCACGGAGCGCGCAGCGCCAGGGAGGCGAACAGGAAGGUCCACACACGCUCCUCUUCAGAUCCGGAGGAUUAUUAAUCCCUUCUCGAGGGUAUGUGACCUCCGCACGGGAACGCGCUUUGGCCUGGGCUGAGUGACAGAGCAACACGCACCUGCAGGGCAGCAUCACUCUGCUACUGCAGUAAUGGGCAACUUCUCCAGCAAGGACAACCAUGGAGGCACAGGAGUUCACGUGGACAGUUUCCACACGCCACCCUCUUCUCCACAGAGCGAUGGCAUUGGUGUCAUACCCAGUGCUGUCCGGUUUCAAGCUUCACCUGCUGUCCCGGCUUCAUCGCCACCUCCAGCACUGGCCGUCACACCCAGCGGGAAGAAAUCAAAGCACGGCCCCCCAACCUCUCCCAGCACUCCCAUCCCACCCCCUGACUGGAGGCCUCCUCCGCCAGUGAGCUCAAACGCCUCCACGAUCGACCCUGGAGUUAGCCCGCUGCACAAAAAAUCAGGAAGUACCGCGGCAGGCAAUGGGCAGGCCUCUUUGGGGAAGAACGGGGGUCCUCCGAUCUCUUCACCAAGAACUUCAGUCUCCCCAGUGAAGAAUGUGGCGGUCAGUCCCGUUAAGAGUCCUUCCUUGGUGUCGAGUGCAUCACCUACUGCCAGCUCUUUGGGUCAGAACUCAGGGGGAAAAGACAGUGGUCCGAGUCAAUCUCUGGUGUCACGCCAUGAAGAUAAGGAUGUCCACAGCGAGGAACUGGUGCAACUGUUGGAGGAGUGUAGGAAAACACUGAGUAUUGAUGCCAGUCAGGAUGGGACUCCAAACACAACAGAGACAUUGAAGUGUCUGCUGGCAGAAGUGAAGACAUUGAAGAACGCACUGCAGAUGGAGCGUGGGGAAUGGCUGCAGUUCCAGGCGGACCUCCAGGUGGCGGUGGCAGUGGCUGACCGUCUGAGAGCUGAGGCGGAGGAGGAGCUGACGGCGCUCAGGGCGGCUCACAAAGACACGGAGAGGGAGCUCGUCGCUGCCCAGCAGAGACAGAAGGAGGCUGAGGUGCAGCUGGCGACCGUGCAAGGAGAGCUGAAGGAGAGCAGGCAGAAACUGGCCACUGCGAUCCAGGCUCAGGACAAACCAGAAGCACAGUCUUCCUGUCAGGAGCCAGAGAGACCAAAACGAGAGUACAAUUCUGAAAACAAAGAGGGAACAGAGCGGGGCAGGGGGAGAGGCUUGCACAGGUUGGGAGGAGUAGGGGUGGAAACUGGGAGUCAGAAUGAAGGGAUGAAGAGCGUUGAUGGGGAGGGUGCCAGGAUAGACUGUAAAGGUGUGGCUAAGCGUUACCUGAGAAAUGUGACCAAUGAGGACAGAGAUGGGAAGGACGUGCGAUCCAGUGAGACACGAAGGAUGCUGACGACAGAGAGAUCAAGAAGCCUGUCCAGAUUACCUGCCUCCUCGGACUCCUUUACUGUGCAGAAUGGAACAUCCCAGUCCAACUGUGCGUCAACUCUGGGGUCUACAACCAAGAACUUUGGUGAACUAAGAGGACGUAAAGGUCUGGAUUGGCAAGAAAGCAAGUCCAGCAGUGACACAGGAAAACGAGAGGAAUCUCUGAACAAGUACAACUCAGCUCUCACCGAGCUGCCACCCUCCAGGUCCCAGGAUGGUUUCAGCCUGCUGCUGCGUCGCCAUGGCGGCUCCAAGAGAAACUCGCUGCUCCGCUGGUGUCAGAGCCGAACACAAGGCUACAAGAAUAUUGACAUCACCAACUUCAGCAGCAGCUGGGCCGACGGUCUCGCCUUCUGCGCCGUCUAUCACACUUACCUCCCGUCUCACAUCCCCUACGGCACCCUCACUCUGGAAAACAAGAGGGAGAACCUCAGUCUGGCAUUCAAAACAGGAGAGAGCGUGGGAAUUGAGCAGUCUCUGACGGUAGAGGAGAUGCUGAGAGCAGGAGGUCCUGACUGGCAGAGGGUGCUGAGCUACGUGGAGAAUAUUUACCGCCAUUUUGAGAUGUGACUGCCGGAGGUACGCGCAAAACGAUUGCAGAUGGGAUGCUGAUGGACGCUACCGAGGAGAAUACAAACGUUUUUAAAGAUGGCUGUUUUUUUUACAUUUUGCUGGAUAUAGGUGACAUUUAAAGCAUCAAAGUGCAGAUUGUCGUAAAAGCGACAGCAGCAAACAGCCUGCACGGCGACAACGCGGAGGCACAAACGGUCAUCUGUGCAUUUGCAUCUUUUCUGCUCAGUUUUUAUGCGACUUCAGAGAUGCUGGCUCACGCAGUGGGAUGGGGUUGGUGUACUACGGAAGUAUCUGCCCAACUGAGGAGGAGCAAGAGUAUUUACAAUAAGGAGAAAAGGACGCUGUAAAUGUCUCCACACUGGUACUUAUCUUCCAGAAAGUACUCUAUUACACGUGAAUCUGUAAGCAGUCCGACUGCACAUGGUUGUAUCUGUCUAAAUAUUUUGCCUUUCACUUUUAUAUGUGAUGUUUUCCAACAACGCUUCGUUUUCCCAGACCUUUUAGCUCUCUGUAAACAUGUGCCUUUGCCAGCACUUUGUUGGUGUCAGGUUCCAGCGGUGGACAGGACAAAUGUUCUCGUGCUCUUUUAAGGACCGGACAGAAAACAAGGCUACAGACCGGUCAGAAGUCGCCAUUUGUAAAAGAUCGAGUCCAUGUUUAUGACUGAUGGUUGCCCGUUUGUCACAGAUAACAUGCUCACUAAGUGGCUGUUAAAGUGCCUUUACUUGUUAUUAGCAAGUGAGACAGCGCUACGUGAGUGCUGCGAGCUGUGCGUUGCCAAACACGCUAGAGGAGUACAAGCCGGCACAGGCUUCAGCAUCCAGUUUCAACAUCAUCUCACCUCUUAUCUGCAUCUUCACACGUGAACAACAAAUAUUGUUUAGACACGUUUGAGGCUGAGCUUGCUGCCAAAGUUGGACAUGCCAAAAUUUUGAACAAAUAUGUCUUACAUUGUAAAAUAUGUUCAUAUGUAACUAGUGUGAAAAGAUUCUUCCAAAGCAAUAAACUGUUGAAAUGUU
This is a messenger RNA of Cololabis saira (Pacific saury), 3287 nucleotides long. RefSeq names its product cytospin-B. Gene Ontology annotation, molecular function: protein binding. Bases 445 to 2265 code for a protein of 606 amino acids. The transcript has 12 exons. Lineage: Eukaryota; Metazoa; Chordata; Actinopteri; Beloniformes; Belonidae. The record is from RefSeq and is a predicted model, not a curated record.